Cuscuta epithymum is the source of this 1908-nucleotide messenger RNA. NCBI's taxonomy places the organism in Eukaryota, Viridiplantae, Streptophyta, Magnoliopsida, Solanales, Convolvulaceae. The record is from the annotation of a GenBank genome assembly.
AUAAUAAUACGAACUCAUUCUCUCGUAUGCUUAGAGAUGUACUUUAUUAUAGUUUUAUAUUUUAACAUGGUACGAGAGACUUCCUUUCUGUACCUCUUCUCUAAGUAAUUUUUAUCUGUCAACUGGCUAUUGGUGAAGAAGACACUCCCACUCCUAAAAUGGAUUACACGUCUCCAUUUUUUCUGGGACCUCAAGAUAGAACCGGAGAUUUUAUCACCCCAGUUCGUCUUACCGGAGAUAAUUACGAAGAUUGGUCAACUUCUGUUCGACUUGCUCUUCGUGCUAGACGUAAAUUUGGUUUCAUCAACGGUGUCAUCAAGGAGCCAAUACCUACCUGUACGGAAGAGGAUUGGUUGACCAUACAUUCAAUGUUAGUUUCAUGGAUUCUAAAUACCAUUUCACCAGAGGUAAAAACUACUCUUUCUAAAUUUGACGAUGCCAAACUUUUGUGGGACGAUCUGAAAGAACGUUUUUCACUGGUUGAUGGUCCAAAAAUCCAUCAAGUUAAAUCUGAUAUUUCUCAUUGUGAACAAUCUAAAGCUCAAACGGUUGUCGCGUAUUAUGGCAAAUUGAAGGUUUUAUGGGAUGAACUCAAUAACUACGAACCUCUAAUUAGUUGUUCUUGUGGUAAAUGCACAUGUAAUGUGAAGUCCUUACAUGAACAACGUCGAGAAUCAGAACGAUUUCAUCAAUUUUUGAUGGGAUUGUCUUCGGAUUUCUAUGGACAUGUUCGUUCUCAACUUCUCUCUCAAACACCCCUACCCACACUUAAUAGAACAUUUCAGCAAAUAUCUCAAGAAGAGAGAGUAAGAGGUAUUAUGCAAAAUAAGGAUAAGGAGGGAUGUCCGGAUAUUCUGGGGUUUGCUAUUCGCACAGGUCCGCGAGGAAGAAUAAAAACAGAAAAUAAAACUGAUAAAUCUCAUUUGUAUUGCACUCAUUGUAAUAAGGGAGGACAUGAUAUAUCUCACUGUUUUGGGAUUAUUGGGUAUCCUGAGUGGUGGGGUCCACGCCCCAAAAAUACUUCCCAAUCGGCCAGAAGAGUGCCUGAUCAACGCACCAGGCCAAACUUAUUUUCUGACAGGAUGGACCGGCCAACUGCACGGAAGACAGUCCCUGCCCAGGCCCAUGCGGCUACUGCAGCUGGGGGAAAUCAUCGUGGAGAACAUCAGGCUGAGGUGUCCAUGGGAUCCGGAGCCUCUACCUUACUUUAGAGUAAGGUAGAGUGCCUUGCUUCCUCCCGAUCGUCCGAUUGACAAUUCAACGGUCGGAGAUCUUGGACUCCACUUUUUUGCCAAUCUCGAGGCCGUGUUGACCGCUCCCCUCCCGUCCGAUGCGCAAGACACCCUCCUAGUCGGGUAGAGGAUCCCAAUCCGUGUCCAUGAGUCACUCCACUUCUUCUAGCAAUCCCGCGGACGUAUCUGCUCACCUGCCGCGCCAUGCAUCUGUGGACCAUGCUGGAAACUCCAGCACAUUUACUUCCCAUGCAGGUGAAAUUAAUCCACUUCCCAAUUUGUCAUGGAAUCAAUGGCAAUCCCUGGUUGCAGCACUUGGUAGUCCCAACUCCUCAUCUCAACGUAUGUCUGGACCUGCACUCGAAGAAAGUGACUGGACUGGGUAAACGACGGGAUGGCCUUUACUAUUUUCACCCAAUCACUUUUAUACCUACUUCUUCGCGAAUAAAUAAUGUGACUACGUCUAUAGAUAUUUGGCAUCAACGUUUAGGGCAUCCUUCCAAAAAUAUUGUGCAAUGGUUAAUUCCUACAAAAUUGCCAAAGCAGUCUUUAUCUGGUCCUUGUGAAAUCUGUCAUAAGGCGAAAUAAUCUAGGAGCUCUUUUCCUUUGAGCACUAAUAAAACUACCAGAAUAUUUGAACUUGUUCAUUGUGAUGUUUGGGGGCCAUACAAUACCC